Molecule: messenger RNA, 690 nt
Organism: Diaporthe batatas
Lineage: Eukaryota; Fungi; Ascomycota; Sordariomycetes; Diaporthales; Diaporthaceae
Exons: 2
Coding region: 1-690 (229 amino acids)
Molecular function (GO): chitin binding
Source: RefSeq, a predicted model, not a curated record
AUGCAUUGGCCGAGUCUCGCAAACGCGCUGGCAGGACUGCUCUUCUUCGGACGAGGAGCCGCCUCCGUCAUCGACACUCCGGACGUGGCACCUGGGCUAGGCCGGGGUUACAACGGCGUCCUGGACGGGGGCAAGACAUUCAACUUCACCCUCUCGCGACGCCAGGGAACCGCCGCGCAAUGCGGUGCAGCAGCCAAUGGUGCGCGGUGCUCAAACAACCUCUGCUGCUCGCAAUGGGGCUUCUGUGGCUCAUCGGACAUGUACUGCUCCAACAUCGCGGGAUGUCAGCCGGCCUACGGUGUCUGUGAAGGUUCAAUCACUACGACCACCUCUGCAACGACGACAACAACCAGCUCAUCGUCAUCCACGGUAACUACGACCACUUCGUCGACAACUGUAACGACCAGCAGCAGCACCACGAGCAGUAGCAGUAGCAGCAGCAGCAGCAGCAGCAGCAGUGCCACUGCAAGCCCAACUGUCGGCCUGCCACCUGGCCAGAGCACCACCCCCGACGGCACAUGUGGCAACAACAAGUCCUGCCUGGGGUGGGUGUCAGGCCCAGUACGGCCUUUGCGAGGGAUCCUCCCCGCCACCCGGCUCAACAUCAACGACAUCUUCGCUGUCGACGAGCAGCCCAUCCUCUACGUCAACAGCCACGACGACAUCGGGGACGACAAGCACCAGCUCUAG